This is a messenger RNA of Lachancea sp. 'fantastica', 2424 nucleotides long. NCBI's taxonomy places the organism in Eukaryota, Fungi, Ascomycota, Saccharomycetes, Saccharomycetales, Saccharomycetaceae. The record is from the annotation of a GenBank genome assembly.
AUGGUCGAUUCAAUUACUCGCAUAACCUCAGCUUUGGAAUCUGCGCGUGAAUUGACCCUUGAAGCCGCAGCAGUAGCAAGUUCGCGGUUGGGAGAAACCUCAUAUCAUCGCUAUUCGCAGAACAUAACUCCUGAGGGGCUCCGUUCAUUACUGGACUCGCGAAAUGAAAGGGAAGUUCGCGAUGGAAUGAAGAAAGUGGCGUCACUACUGGCCUCAGACGACACAACCGUUGAUUUGGAAUCCUAUUUCGCAGAUGUGGUCAAAAACAUUGGAUUGUCAACAGAUAUCAAAGUGAAGAGACUUGUGUCUAUCUAUCUGCAAAACUACGCAGAAAAACAGCCCAAUCUGGCUCUUCUGGCGGUCAAUUCUAUUCAGAAAUCGCUAGCGGAUUCAGAUCCGCAGUCUCGUGCGCUGGCGCUCAAGAUGCUCUCUGACAUCAAGCUGCCCUCGUUAUACCCGAUUGUUUUGCAUUCGGUAAAAAAGGCCGUGACUGAUAGUGCACCGGAAGUGCGUUGUGCUGUAUGCUUUGCGCUUCUCAAGCUGUACCGUGAACACCGCGAACAUGUUAUAGAAGAUGUCGUGCCCUUGCUGAAAGACUUACUCGCAGAUUCUGACGUUCAAGUUGUGUCUUCUGCAAUUGUGCUAUUCAAAGAGGCGCUCCCUGGCUCGUUGGAACUUCUUCAUGGCCAUUUUCGCCGCUAUUGCGAAAUUUUACCACAGCUUACGCAAUACUCACAGCUUUACUUGAUUGAUUUACUUACACGGUAUUGUAAAAAGUUUGUCCAAAAGCCUUUAUUAAGAGAUGCUUCUGAUCCUUCUCAAACUCUGGCCCUUCCUGACGCUUUUAAUGCGGUACCUUUCGCUACUUAUGAUGUUGUGUUCGAUUCCGACCUCGAGCUUUAUUCGCAAACCAUUGAACACAUGCUGCACUCUCCCAACCCCGCGGUCAUCGUUUCCAUCAGUAAAGCUUUUUUUGAGCUCACACCCCCUGUGUCCUUUAAGAAUUCUCGAGCAACUGAAGCUUUAGCGAGACUAAUAAGUGUGCCCUCAUUCUACAGUGACCAUGGCAUAAUUCUACAGUGCAUUUUGAUGUAUUGCGCUGUUGAUCCAACAACGUUUUCCAACUUUCUGAGAAAGUUCUUCCUAUUCCCCAGCGACGAUACUUCCACGGCAAUUUAUAAGCUCAAAAUCAUCACAACACUCAUCGAUGACAACAACGUUAAACAAAUCGUUAAAGAACUCAAGUACUACAUUUCGACCGAUUCUCGCCCGCAAGUUGUACAAGAAGCGCUCAACUCUCUCGCUGUUUGUGGUACCUUAUCGCAAAACUUGUCGUUGCACAUCAGUAAGUGGCUAUUGGGCGGAAUCGCAAACUCUAGUGCGUCUACCUCUUUGGAAUCAUAUGUUGGCGUCAUUAGGUAUUUGAUUCAAGAGUAUCCCUCCCAGCAUUUAGGCACAAUGAUUAAACUAUACGAAACGCUGCGAAGUGGGAGCUUUUUAUCAGGGCCGGCAAAAGCUGGUAUCGUAUGGCUUUUUGGGGAAUUCGCUUCUAUCAAUUUUUCAAUAUGUCCUGAUGUGCUGAGAAUAUUAUUGCCUGGCUUUUCCUCGGAACCAAAGGAAACCAGAUUGCAAAUCGUUCUACUUGCAGCGAAAAUUUUAUCCUACGAUUUAGAAAACUUUAAGGCCGAGGAAGGUACUUCUGAUGCGCUUUAUGACUUUGAGAACUCGAGAAAUAAUCAGCUGGCACAAAAUGCUUUUUACUUAGCCAAGUUUGACGAAGAUUUCGAUAUCAGAGAUUGUGCCAGAAUGUUUUCAUCCCUCUUUGAAAGACAAAAAUUUGAAGUUGCCUCUCUAUUACUUCAAGCGCCAAAACCACCAUCGAUUCGCUGUAUCACUUUUGAUGCCCCAGUUACUCUAGACUCAGGAAACAUGACUCGUAUGGGUCUUGAUCAUGACAUGGAAGAUUAUUUAACCCCGUCAAGGUGGGAUAGCGAUGAAGAUGAGAAAAGUUCAGAUUUGAGAAAACCAGCAGAACUUAAAGAUUAUAACAAAUUCAAAAAAAGUUUCUCGUCCGCCUCGUUCUUUAAUGCCGACGAAUCUCGUGAAUCACCUUCAAGUAAAGGCGACAACGCAGACAAAUUGCUUAACACGUCGUCUCGUGUUUUUACCUCAUCUGUAGGCAAAAAGUAUCAGCUUCAAACGCUGGACGACUUCUUUUCCGAGGUUCCAACAAGAGCGUCCAAACCAGCUCGUAGAGUGGUUAUCGAGGAGGACGAUUCGACAAGCGAGGAAGAAACUUCGGAAGAGUCCACUUCUGGCGAAGAAGAUUCAGACGAGAACUCUACACAAGACGACUCUGAGGAUGAAGACUCUGAGGGGGAAGCUAUCGGAACUAUAAGUCUAGCGAAAAAAGAAUUAUUUUGA